Messenger RNA from Sinocyclocheilus anshuiensis, 1139 nucleotides. Its product is annotated as voltage-dependent anion-selective channel protein 1-like. The coding region runs from base 30 to 1031 and encodes 333 amino acids. Gene Ontology annotation, biological process: monoatomic anion transmembrane transport. NCBI's taxonomy places the organism in Eukaryota, Metazoa, Chordata, Actinopteri, Cypriniformes, Cyprinidae. The transcript has 10 exons. Gene Ontology annotation, cellular component: mitochondrial outer membrane. Gene Ontology annotation, molecular function: voltage-gated monoatomic anion channel activity. The record is from RefSeq and is a predicted model, not a curated record.
AAAAAGAAGAAGAUGUGGAAUCCGCUGAGAUGAAGCUCAAGAUUAUUCUGCAGGCGUGGCGUAGUUCUCUGCACGUAGCAUGCUCUCGGCUGAGUCCUGUCCUCACGACUGCACACAGGUUUGUUCAAUUGCAAGACCUUCAUCCUGCGGUAAACGUCAAAGCCCGGGGCUCUCGCGCAAUGGCUGUUCCUCCAACAUAUGUAGACCUGGGCAAGUCUGCCAGGGACAUCUUCACCAAAGGAUAUGGUUUUGGUCUGAUCAAGUUGGACUUGAAAACGAGGUCAGAGAAUGGAUUGGAGUUCAAGAGCUCCGGCUCGGCCAACACAGAGACCAGCAAGGUAGCAGGAACGCUGGAGACCAAGUACAAGUGGGCAGAACACGGCCUGACCUUCACUGAGAAGUGGAACACUGACAACACUCUGGGCACGGAGAUCACUCUGGAGGACCAGCUGGCUAAAGGACUGAAGUUGACGUUUGAUUCCUCCUUUUCUCCGAACACUGGAAAGAAGAGCGGGAAGAUCAAGAGCGGCUACCAGCGCGAGCACAUCAACCUGGGCUGUGAUGUGGACUAUGACAUCAAUGGCACCACGGUGCACGGAGCCGUGGUCGUGGGCUUUGAGGGCUGGCUGGCCGGAUACCAGAUGACUUUCGAGGCUGGGAGGAACCGGGUCACCCAGAGCAACUUCGCUGUGGGCUACAAGACUGACGAGUUCCAGCUCCACACAAACGUGAAUGAUGGAACAGAAUUCGGUGGCUCCAUUUACCAGAAAGUGAAUGAUAAUCUGGAGACGGCGGUCAACCUGGCCUGGACCGUCGGCAACAGCAACACCCGCUUUGGCAUCACUGCCAAGUAUCAGAUCGAUGCCGAUGCUUCCUUCUCGGCCAAAGUGAAUAAUUCUAGCCUCGUCGGCCUGGGAUAUACUCAAACCUUGAAGCCUGGUAUUAAGCUGACCCUUUCUGCUCUUCUGGAUGGGAAGAACAUUAACGCAGGUGGCCACAAACUGGGUUUGGGUCUGGAGUUCGAGGCAUAGGAAGCCGAGGAUUGCAAUAACCCUGGCUUGAUAUUUUUUUUUUUUUGAAUACCUACCCUCACCGUGCUUCUCUUAGAUGCCCUGGCCAAGGACACGCACUAUACUCUU